GCCGUCAUUUUUCCUGAGGUGAAGGAGAGGAGCAGACACGCAUUGCGUGCUGCUGCAGAAAUUUACUAAUCAUGGUGCUGAUGCACGUGUUGUUCGAGCACGCGUCGGGCUACGCGCUGUUCGCCGUCAAAGAGGUGGAGGAGAUCGGCAUGCUGCUUCCUCAGGUGGAGGAGAGCGUGCUGAACAUUGGGAAGUUUAACAGCAUGGUGAGCCUGGCUGCUUUCUUCCCCUUCAAGUCGGCCCAGGCAGCUCUGGAGAACAUGAAUGCAGUCUCUGAAGGUGUUGUUCAUGCUGACCUGAAGUUAUUCCUAGAGACAAACCUGCCCCUCUCUGGGAAGAAGAAAGCUAUGUUGGGGGUUUCAGAUGCCAAAAUUGGAGCAGCCUUGCAAGAGGAAUUUAGCAUUUCCAUCCAGACCAGUGGGGUGGUGUCAGAGAUAACAAGAGGUGUGCGCCUGCACUUCCACUCCCUGGUGAAGGGUCUGACUGCCCAGGCUGCCUCCAAGGCCCAGCUGGGUCUUGGCCACAGCUAUUCCAGAGCUAAAGUCAAGUUCAACGUCAACAGGGUCGACAACAUGAUCAUCCAGUCCAUCGCUCUGUUGGAUCAGCUGGACAAAGACAUCAACACUUUCUCCAUGCGCGUCCGUGAGUGGUAUGGCUAUCACUUCCCAGAGCUGAUCAAGAUCGUCUCAGAUAACUCGAUGUACUGCCGCCUGACUCAACUUAUUGGAAACAGGAAGGAGCUGUCAGAGGAGAAUCUGGAGAGCCUGGAGGAAGUGGUGAUGGAUGCUGGCAAAGCUCAGGCCAUCCUGGACGCAUCACGCUCCUCCAUGGGUAUGGACAUUUCUCCCAUUGACCUGAUCAACAUAGAGAGAUUCUCCAGUCGUGUCGUGUCUCUGGCUGCCUAUCGGCUGGAGCUGCAGGAGUACCUGCGUUCCAAGAUGAGUCAGGUGGCUCCAAAUCUUGCAGCCUUAAUCGGAGAAGUGGUGGGAGCUCGUCUGAUCUCUCAUGCCGGCAGUCUAACCAACCUGGCCAAGUACCCAGCCUCCACCGUUCAGAUCCUGGGAGCAGAGAAGGCCCUGUUCAGAGCCCUAAAGACCCGUGGCAACACCCCCAAGUAUGGUUUGAUAUUCCACUCCACCUUCAUUGGACGCGCUGCUGCCAAGAACAAAGGCCGCAUCUCCAGAUAUCUGGCCAACAAGUGCACCAUCGCCUCACGCAUCGACUGUUUCUCUGAGGUACCCACAAAUGUGUUUGGUGACAAGUUGCGUGAACAGGUGGAAGAGCGCCUGUCUUUCUACGAGACAGGCGAGGUGCCACGGAAGAAUGUGGAUGUCAUGAAAGAAGCUGUGAAAGAGGCAACUGAUGUUGCAGCUGAGAUCAAGCGAAAACUGGAGAAGAAGGAAAAGAAACGCAAGAAGCGUGAAAAGAAGUUGCUAGAAGAAAAUGGUGACGCCAACGGUGAAGCUGAGGUGGAAAAUGGAGAAGUAGCGGUCCCUAUAGUGAAGAAGAAAAAGAAGAAACAAGAAGCUGAAGAGAUGGAGGUGGUGGCAGAGGAGACUCCUGCUGCAGAGAACGGAGCAGACACCUCAGCAAAGAAGAAAAAGAAACGAAAAGCAGAGGAGGUGAAGGUUCAGGCGGAAGAAGCCGCUGCCACAGAUAAUGGAGCAGAGGAAGCAGAAACCCCUGCCAAGAAGAAAAAGAAACAAAAGACUGAGACGGUGGACGCAGAGCCAGCAGAAGAGACCCCAGAAACACCUGUGGCAGAGAAGAAAAAGAAAAAGAAGAAAAAAGAGGCUGCAGAAUAGACAAUGUGGUCAAAGACUGAAUCUUUAUACCUGUGUACAGUUUAUUUUUAUUCAUUUUACUUUUAAACUGAAGCAAGAUUAUGUAAGCAGCUUUAUGUUGUACUGUCUUUUGUUUUGGGGCAACCUCAAAGCAGGUUAGACUGCAAAGAAAUGCUAGUAACUGUGCCUUGACAUCAGUGACAUAUACUUGUAAUUCUGUAAAUAACUGGAUUAAAACUUUUGAAAGGAAA
Messenger RNA from Plectropomus leopardus (leopard coralgrouper), 2035 nucleotides. RefSeq names its product NOP56 ribonucleoprotein homolog (gene nop56). Gene Ontology annotation, molecular function: snoRNA binding. Gene Ontology annotation, cellular component: small-subunit processome; box C/D methylation guide snoRNP complex. The record is from RefSeq and is a predicted model, not a curated record. Lineage: Eukaryota; Metazoa; Chordata; Actinopteri; Perciformes; Serranidae.